AUGCGCCUUACUGCUGCUAUUGUUGUGCUCGCCGCCGGUGCCAUCACUAGAGCUCAACUAUCUAAUAUCCCCCAAUGCUCUCUUACCUGCUUUACUUCGACCCUUGGCGGGGACGGCUGCUCUGAGCUUACGGAUUUCGCGUGCCAUUGCCAAAAGCCUGGCCUCGCAGCGGAGAUUGUGCCAUGCAUCAAUAAAGCCUGUGAUAUCACGGACCGAAAAGUCGUAUCCAGCGUCGUUGAAUCUUUGUGUUCCGGUGUUGGCCAUCCGGUCUCUAUCCCCGCGGUGGACACAUCGAUUCCCACAACGACUGCCAUAGGAGCUAUCCCAACCACAGCGAGGAGCUCCAAUUCUACCACAGUCAGUGGUCUCGGAUGGAGCUCCAAGACUUCGUCCACGAUCAAAACUUCGUCCACGAUCAACACAGCUUCGCCUCAGAGCACCUCCCAGUUCAACAGUGCCUCCAGUAUUGCACCCGGGGCUGUUCAGAUGGUCGGUAGUGCUAUCCUGUUAGCCAGCAUGAUCUUUUUUGUUUGA
Molecule: messenger RNA, 534 nt
Organism: Penicillium soppii
Lineage: Eukaryota; Fungi; Ascomycota; Eurotiomycetes; Eurotiales; Aspergillaceae
Product: CFEM domain-containing protein
Exons: 3
Coding region: 1-534 (177 amino acids)
Source: RefSeq, a predicted model, not a curated record